Funneliformis mosseae is the source of this 943-nucleotide messenger RNA. Lineage: Eukaryota; Fungi; Glomeromycota; Glomeromycetes; Glomerales; Glomeraceae. The record is from the annotation of a GenBank genome assembly.
CGUAACUGAAACUCCCGGUAGAGGUCUUCAAGCCAUUGUGAGAAUUAAUAAUGCUGAAGCACUUAACUUGUUACCCAAUGAGAAACCCAGCUCGACUUAUAAAGUAUUUAUUGGUAACGUCAAAUGGCUUCAAGAAAAUGGUUGCGUUUAUUCAUCUCAUGUUACUAAACGGAAGGCUUCUUCAACUAUUCAAAGUUGGCAAGAAUCUGGUUACUCCCUAGUUCUUAUUGGAUUAUCAUCUCAAACUUCUAAAGGUUAUAUUCUUGCGCAAAUGGGAAUUGCUGAUUAUCCAAGACCUGAUGCCGCUAAAACUGUUUCUGAAUUAACUGCUCGCGGGUUUGAAGUAUGGAUGAUUACGGGAGAUAAUCCUGUGACAGCUAAAACCAUUGCAAACCAAAUUGGAAUUGUAAAUGUAUUAGCAGAAGUAACUCCUGAGGUGAAAGCAGAAAAAAUUAAAUGGUUACAACGUAAAGGAGUUCCUGUUAAACCUCCAAAUAAAUUUCUUCAAUUAUUUAAAAGAAAAAAUGUUCAAACAAGGAGGGCCAUAGUUGCAAUGAUUGGUGAUGGUAUUAAUGAUUCACCCGCACUUGCACAAUCAGAUUUACCCAUAUCAAUAUCAACUGCUACUGAUGUUGCCAUUGAAUCAGCUUCUAUUAUUUUGACAAGAUCAACAUUGACUUCUUUAAUUACAUUAGUAACACUCGCUAAAGCUAUAAUAUGGAGAAUUAGAUAUAAUUUCUUAUGGGCAUAUAUUUAUAAUUCGUUAGCUAUACCUAUCGCUGCUGGUGUUUUCUUUCCUGUAUUUAAAUAUGGCCUUAGACCCGAAAUUGCUAGUCUAGCUAUGGUAGUUAGUUCCCUUGCAAAAAUCGGGUCACCGAUGGUCAAUUCGAAUUCCGAUCAAGAAUCCGAACGAUCAGAAAUGAAGAAUAUUGCCGGGUUCUAA